Messenger RNA from Dothidotthia symphoricarpi CBS 119687, 1700 nucleotides. RefSeq lists its product as uncharacterized. NCBI's taxonomy places the organism in Eukaryota, Fungi, Ascomycota, Dothideomycetes, Pleosporales, Dothidotthiaceae. The record is from RefSeq and is a predicted model, not a curated record. The transcript has a single exon. Bases 225 to 1469 code for a protein of 414 amino acids.
AAGACGAGACUGAGGUUGUGUAUUGUGUUGGAUCUCCAUGGUUGCUGGGGCAUGCGGCGCGCUCAUGGUGAAGUUUGACAUUUCUUAGCGCCAGUGCUGCCUCAGCCACCAUCCCAUCUCCCGUUCAUUGUUCACGCGUCGCUUCCCCCAAACAUCCCCCCCACCUUGACCCGAUUCCAUCCUUUCGUUCUGCCCAUCUCCGCCCGGCACUCGACUCUUCCACAAUGGGUAUCCCCAUCGGCUACAACAUCCGGCGGGACGAGGAGCAGGACAAGGAGCGAGAUGUGCUGCGCGCCGACGUGACGGGCCACCGCUCGCCCAUCCGCCGUCGCGUAAGACCAGACGGGCGAUCACGCCUGGCACCCCCGCCGGUGCCCGAAGUGACGAGGAACGCGCACCGGGUCAGCGAGUCGGCGAGGAACCCGCCCAGCCUGCAGCGCUACCACGAGUACCUCAGUCGCCGCGACACGGAGGAGCGGGCAAUGCGCAUGCACACGAGGCCGCUCGCAGCCCUGACGCCCGGCUUUGCCCCCGCCACGGCCGCGAGGACCAGGACGGGCUCGGCCGGCGCGCGUCGAAGGCGCUCGCGCAGCCCCCAGGCCGACGAGCUGGCGUACAGGCGACGCGACGACAGCCACGAGGGCCUCGACAGCAGCGCCGACAGCCACGCCGUGGGCUUCCCGCGCCUGCGCAGGAUGGGCCGUCGCACCAUCGCCGACGGCCCGCUGCCCUCGAGCUCCCUGCGCGAGUCCUGGAGCCCCGCCUCGACGCUCGACGGCCUGGGCGACCGCGACCGCAGCCUCAGCCCCUUUGAGGAGACCCUGCCCUGGGACACAUUCCUCAGCACCGUCGUCCCCGAUCCCGUCGCGCCCACUGCCGACUCGUCCUUUGCCUCCGCCGCCGCCUCGGCCUCCUUCUCACACCCAAACUCGACCCACAGCUCACGCGCCGGCAGCUCCAACUCGCACUCGGCCUCGUCCUCGCACACGCACCUCACCGUGCCCUCGCGCCGCCAGUCGGAAACCCAGUUCAUGCGCGCCUGCGAAUCCUCGUCCGACGACACAGCCUCCGACACCGAGGAGGACGAGAUCAUAGUCCGUCCCAACCCCGCCACAUCGCGUCGCAGAGCGCGUCCGAGUUACUUCUCCAGCGAGCCCCCCAUGCGCGACACAGAGCGCUACUCGCACCGCGUCUUGGAGAGGUCCCGCGCCGCGAACGCCUACGUGAGCCGUUUCUACAGCGCCAGGACUGCGCCUGAAAGACCGCUAGAGGAUCAGCUAGACGGGCCUGUCGAGCUGACAAGAGCAACGAGUGAUGCGCACGGCCUGCUUGAUCAGGAACUCCGCGACGCAAGGCUGCUGCUGGAGCGCCUCACGCGCCGCGACGACGUCAGCGACGACUUCUGGGCUUCGGUGGGCCUGACGCGGUCUUUUGCCGAUGGCGUGGAGCGGCUUCAGGAGCGCGAAUGAUUUUGAUGUGACGAAAAAUCUAUAUUCUUGUUGGUUGCGCGAGACUGCUGGUCGGUAUUGCGUCCAUUCUUUAUUACUCACACUUGCACGCGCACUCGUCUGAUGGUUGGUUGUUGUACGAAAAGUCAUGUUGGGGGAUAUUCUUGUGUACAGUAAUUAGAUAAUCUGGAGCUACAUGGUGCUCACAGACAUGGAAUAUAUUCAUGCGUCACGCAUAUCAUAUAGGGGACA